AAAACUAUGAUCUAUGUGAACUCCUUGGUGCUUAUCAUCACCAGAGAAACGCUUCAUGAUAUUUCUUUGACUAUGUUUAAUAUUUCCAAUGACCUGACUCCUACAGCUUCGUGCUGGAAUACUACGCAUUCCGCCUACGAAUUUGACUUACUUCCUGUACUCUACUCCAUCAUUUUUAUUCUUGGAUUUAUUGGGAACAUCUUGGUAAUAACGGUACUAUGUCUUCAAGGGGAUGUCAAAACCGUAGCUAGUAUCUAUAUUAUGAACCUGGCCGUGGCGGACACAUUAUUUUUGACAACUUUGCCUUUUUGGGCCACGUACUACUCAUUUCGCUUGCACUGGAUGUUUGGGAAGGCAAUGUGCAAAAUUUCCAGCUCUCUCGUGUCUCUUAAUUUAUUUGCAAGUAUAUUCUUCAUUAGCUGCAUGAGUGUGGACAGAUACUUGGCAAUAGUAUACCCACUUCGUUCACAAAGGAGAACAUUGACUCAAGCAUCUCUUGUGGUAUUUGCUGUUUGGAGCCUAUCGAUAAUAUUCUCUCUGCCCACUUUUUAUUUCCGUAAUACAUACUAUAUCGAGAGCCUGGGAGUACAUGCAUGUGUAAUGGAUUUUCCUAAAGAAACAUAUGCAACUUGGUGUGUGGCCCUCUCUUUAGUCAAAAUCUGUUUUGGCUUCUUUCUUCCCCUAACCACUAUUGGUACAUGCUACAUGAUGAUUGCUUUACACCUAAAGAAAUCAAAGGGCCCUAUAAUCAAUAAACAAAACAGAGACAGGGUCUUGAAAAUUGUGAGUGCAAUCGUUAUGACGUUUUUAAUCUGUUGGCUGCCCUUUCAUCUAUUGACUUUUUUGGAUGCCUUACUGCGAAUGGGAAUCAUUAAGAACUGCAGAAUAGAAAAAUCAGUGGAGGCGGCAAUACCAAUCUCUGUAUGCUUAGGUUUUUCAAAUAGUUGCAUUAAUCCGCUUCUGUACUGCUUUGUUGGAAACCAGUUCAGAGAGAAUUUCAGAAACGUAUUUGAUUUUAGACUUUCACAGAGAUUGAACAAUCAGCACAGCACGUCAAGAAAAGGAAGUGAUCCAAAAGUACAAGAACUAAGCCACUUGAAAAAAGAUACAAUGGUAUAAAAGCCAUUCUGUUACUUGGCUCUAUCUUGUCUAAUCAGGGAUUUUGUAAUUUGCAGUUCUUCUUGAGCCACUGAACCGCAUAUGCAACUAUAUUAGUGGCUGGUUUUGGAUAAUAAUGUGGCUUGAUGUGAUCAGCCAUUGGAUAUUAUCAUGCUCAGACUAGCCCGGAGGUAGUCAACCGUUGGCAUUGCAGAUUUUGUGGACUACAUAUCUUGUAUUGCCCUUACAGCUAUAAUGCUGGUAAAGCAUCAGGGGAGGUUUAGUCAACAAAAUCUGGAGUACCGAAGGUUGCUUCCCCUGGACUAAUCUGUUUGACUCUUGUGGUAGAUGUUCAACCAAAGCUUGAAUAAAUGUCUUUACUCAAACUUAAUUGCAUUUAAUAAUUUGUAAUUUGCUAAACCUUAUAUGUAUUAAAAAACCCAAGCAAUUUAAAGAAAAACUCUAAGCACCUAAUUCACUACAGCCCACUGU
Messenger RNA from Pelobates fuscus (common spadefoot toad), 1590 nucleotides. It is a transcript of the gene AGTR2, whose product is annotated as angiotensin II receptor type 2. Gene Ontology annotation, cellular component: membrane; external side of plasma membrane. The record is from RefSeq and is a predicted model, not a curated record. Lineage: Eukaryota; Metazoa; Chordata; Amphibia; Anura; Pelobatidae. The transcript has a single exon. Bases 7 to 1119 code for a protein of 370 amino acids. Gene Ontology annotation, molecular function: angiotensin type II receptor activity; C-C chemokine receptor activity; C-C chemokine binding. Gene Ontology annotation, biological process: cell chemotaxis; brain development; blood vessel diameter maintenance.